Molecule: messenger RNA, 1155 nt
Organism: Selaginella moellendorffii
Lineage: Eukaryota; Viridiplantae; Streptophyta; Lycopodiopsida; Selaginellales; Selaginellaceae
Product: pentatricopeptide repeat-containing protein At4g02750-like
Exons: 1
Coding region: 1-1155 (384 amino acids)
Biological process (GO): RNA modification
Molecular function (GO): RNA binding; protein binding
Source: RefSeq, a predicted model, not a curated record
AUGCCCGGCUUGGGCAUUUGCGAGAAUCCGAGCGAAUCUUUUGGAAUGCCUGCGUGGGAUAUCUUCUCACAUACGGCGAUGCUUGCCGCAUUUGUAAAUGCGAAGUGUUUCGAUAAUGCGAAGGUUUUGUUUGAUGACAUGCCGGAGUGGGACGUGGUUUGCUGCAAUACUCUAAUGGCAGCAAAUGAAAGCUACGAUCAGGCAAAAGAUUUGUUUGAUUCGUUGCGCGAAUGGGCACUGGUGUCAUACAACACCAUUCUAAAAACAUUAUCGAGAACAUCAAAAGCUUGUGAUGCAAAGAGCUUCUUUGAUUCUAUGCUUGCCAGAGAUAUGUUCUCAUGGAAUGUUCUUUUGAAAACUUAUACCCAAAUCGGGUAUCUUGGUCAUGCAAAAUCUUUGUUUUCUGGCAUGAAAAUGCACGAUACAGUGGCUUGUAACACAAUGUUGCUUCUGUAUGAAAUGCAUGGCGCUGUAGAGGAAUCUACCGUACUUGUCAGCUCCAUGCCGUACUGGGAUUCCGUCACUUGGAAUAACAUGCUUCUGGCAUAUACCCGAAAUGGGCAUCUUGAAGAUGCCAUUAGAGUAUAUGAAAUACUGCCUUCAGACUUUGUCUCCUGUACUGUCAUGCUCUCGGCAUAUUCCCAGUCCGGGAAUCUUGACAAAGCCGUGUCUUUGUUUCAUAGGUUCUCGUAUAAAGACCAGGCACUAUGGAAUGCUCUUCUGGCUGCCUAUGUUGGUAAUGGAUGCCUCGAAUAUGCCCAGGCCGUGUUUCUUAGAGCUCCAAAGCUUAGCUCUGUGUCGUGGAAUAUAAUGGUGGCGGGUAAUGCGAAGGUUGGAUUUAUUGGCGAGGUUUUGAGAUUGGUACACACGAUGGUGGUGGAGGGAGUCGAGCCUGAGAUUGCGACGCUCCUUUCCAUCUUGGUUGGAUGCAACCAUGGCGGCGAUGUCUACACUGCUUGGAAAUACUUGCAGUGCAUGGUUUGUGACUUUGGUAUUGCUCCAACGAGGGAAGUUUACUGCUGUGUGCUAGAUCUUCUCAUGAGAGCCAACUACAUCGAGGCUGCAAGGGAUUUGUUUUACAACAUGCCAUUUGAGCCGGAAGCAGUUGACUGGAAAUGCAUGAACAGAUUAUUCCAAGCCAUGAGACUAGUAUAA